UGACUCGGGCGACUGGCAGUGCCCCGCCCCUCGGCGGCGACUCUCCAGACUGCUACGUCGGUGGCGCGCUCUUGCACGGUCUGGGAACAUGGCCAGAAGGGCUCUCAAGCUCGCUUCCUGGACCAGCAUGGCUCUUGCUGCCUCUGGCGUCUACCUCUACAGUAACAAGUACUUGGACCCUAAUGACUUUGGCGCUGUCAGGGUGGGCAGAGCAGUUGCUACGACAGCUGUCAUCACUUAUGACUAUCUCACCACCUUGAGGAGUGUCCCCUAUGGCUCAGAGGACUACUUACAGCUUCUGUCCGAGGUGCACCUCCGUUCUGCCAGGCGUCUUUGUGAGCUCUGUUGUGCCAAUCGGGGCACCUUCAUCAAGGUGGGCCAGCACCUGGCGGCCCUGGACUACCUGCUGCCCCAGGAGUACACCAGCACGCUGAAGGUAUUGCAUAGCCAGGCCCCACAGAGCAGCAUGGAAGAGGUCCGCCAAGUCAUCCGCGAGGACCUGGGCAAAGAGAUCCAUGAUUUGUUCAUGAGCUUUGACGACACCCCUCUGGGGGCUGCCUCCCUGGCCCAGGUCCAUAAGGCGGUGCUGCAUGAUGGGCGGACGGUGGCUGUGAAGGUCCAACACCCAAAGGUCCAGGUGCAGAGCUCGAAGGACAUUCUCCUGAUGGAGGUGCUUGUCCUGGCUAUCAAGCAGCUGUUUCCAGAUUUUGAGUUCGUGUGGCUGGUGGAUGAAGCCAAGAAGAACCUGCCUUUGGAGCUAGAUUUCCUCAAUGAAGGGAGGAAUGCGGAGAAAGUAGCCCAAAUGCUCAAGCACUUUGACUUCUUAAAGGUCCCCCAAAUCUACUGGGAGCUGUCCACCAAGCGGGUCCUCCUGAUGGAGUUUUUGGACGGCGGGCAGGUCAAUGACAAAGACUACAUGGAGAGGAACAAAAUCGAUGUCAACGAGAUCUCGCGCCACCUGGGCAAGGUGUACAGUGAGAUGGUCUUUGUCAACGGGUUCGUGCACUGCGACCCCCACCCGGGCAAUGUGCUGGUGCGGAAGCACCCAGACACGGGAAAGGCAGAAAUUGUCCUGUUGGACCAUGGGCUCUACCAGGUGCUCACGGAGGAAUUCCGCCUGGAUUACUGCCACCUCUGGCAGUCGCUGAUCUGGACCGACAUGGAGAGCGUGAAGAAGUACAGCCAGCGACUUGGAGCUGGCGAUCUCUACCCCCUGCUGGCCUGCAUGCUGACGGCCCGCUCCUGGAGCUCCGUCAACAGGGGCAUCAGCCAAGCUCCCGUCACUGCCACUGAGGACUCGGAGAUCCGCAACAACGCGGCCACCUACCUUCCCCAGAUCAGCCAGCUCCUCAACCAUGUGCCACGCCCGAUGCUGCUCAUCUUCAAGACUAACGACCUGCUGCGAGGCAUCGAGACCACCCUGGGCACCCGCGCCAGUGCCAGCUCCUUCCUCAACAUGUCGCGUUGCUGCAUCAGAGCGCUGGCCGCGCACAACAAGAAAAAUGCCUGUUCGUUCUUCAGAAGGACCCAGUUCUCCUUCAGCGAGGCCGUGAGCUUAUGGCAGAUCAGCCUUCACGAACUCAUUCUGCGAGCGAAGGCGCUGAGGCUGGCCGGCUGGGUCUCGGCCCUGCUUCACUGGCUGUUGCCUGCUCCACGCUGACAGGACUUUCUGUCCCCUUCCCCUUCUUGGUGUGACUGUGGUGGGUGAGGGCUCUUUUCACUCACUCUUCAGUCAGGUCUACCAGUUGCCCUGUUUCUGCCACAUGGUGGCCUGGAGCCCGUGGUCACCGUCCAUGGCACCACGGUACUCCACCUCUGGGAUUCCUGUCCUGCGCUGUGGCCCCUGUCUCGGGGCACACAAGGUGAACCAUGCAGUAGGUUUCUCUUCUUAUCUAGGGAGAGGGCCACAGUGUGCUUUCCGACUCCCGGCAUGUGCCAUUGGGUUAAAUGUUCCUCCACUUCCGUUAAUUCCUCCUUUGUCAUGAUGGACCGUGGAUCCCACUGAGGGCAUAUUUAACUGUAGGAAGUUUGACCUUGUUGGGGGGAGCAUGGUCAGAACAGGCUCCCUCCUCUUGCCUUGUCACUCCCCAGAGAGGUCACACCCUUGCUCACAGGCAGUAAUUGUAUAUGAGUCUCUCUGAUCUUACUUCACCCCAUCUCUGGGGCAGAAAACCCCCACAUUGGAGUCUUAUUUUCUGUUCUUGUUAUUCAUAAUAUCAGCAGAUUUUCUACUGACCAGAGAUGAUUCACAGUCCCUUUAUUUCCUGAAAGAAUUAAUUGUUCUUAGUGACCAGUUGGAUGUACCUAGGGGCCUGAGAGAAUAAUUUGCAAGAUCUGUUACUAAUCAUGAGGCUGCAUACUGGCUAUUGUACUUUACGGUGUCUGUUAUAGCCACCGAAGUAAAAACAAAUGUCCCUUCUGC
Messenger RNA from Molossus molossus (Pallas's mastiff bat), 2422 nucleotides. RefSeq names its product aarF domain containing kinase 1 (gene ADCK1). Lineage: Eukaryota; Metazoa; Chordata; Mammalia; Chiroptera; Molossidae. Bases 89 to 1660 code for a protein of 523 amino acids. The transcript has 11 exons. Gene Ontology annotation, biological process: lipid homeostasis; mitochondrion organization; protein phosphorylation. The record is from RefSeq and is a predicted model, not a curated record. Gene Ontology annotation, molecular function: ATP binding; protein kinase activity. Gene Ontology annotation, cellular component: mitochondrial inner membrane.